AUGCGCCUUGCCGAAUGACGGGACAAUGUUUUCAACUUAUGUCAGAUGUACAUUUAACUUCGCCUUUAGCUAUGUUUUAUGUUGUAUAGUGUCGUCUAGCCGAUCAGAGCUUGGUUCAUUCGUUUCUUACAGAUUUUAAAUCUACAUUUCGUCAUCUUUGGAUUUAACAAGCCGCCAAGAUGGGGAAACGUCAACAUCAAAAGGAUAAAAUGUAUCUUACAUACACAGAAUGGACAACAUUGUAUGGUGGAAAAAUGUCUGGCACUUCGUCAGAAACCAGUGAAGAUACAACAUUCCGUCGUUUGCCAUUUGAUCAUUGUUGCUUAAGUUUACAACCAUUUGACCAUCCUUACUGCGAUGCUCAAGGAAAUAUAUUUGAACUAGAGGCCUUGUUACCUUACGUUAAACAUUUUAAACACAAUCCUGUAACAGGAAAAUCCUUGGAUAUGAAAAGCUUGACAAAGCUAAAUUUUUUUAAAAAUACAGACGGAGAAUAUCAUUGCCCAGUAUUAUUUAAAAUAUUCUCUAAACAUUCUCAUAUUGUAGCGGUCAAAACAACUGGCAAUGUCUUUUCGUAUGAAGCAGUAGAACAGUUAAAUAUUAAAAAUCGAAACUGGAAAGAUUUAAUUUCUGAUGUGACAUUUACUAGAAAGGAUCUUAUUACUAUUCAAGAUCCUAGUGAUGCUAGAAAAUUUAAUCUAUCUACAUUUCAUCAUAUAAAAAAUAAUCUUCGAGUGGAGGACGAAGAAGUGACUAAAGAACGAAACAAUCCAAAUGCCAAGUUAAAAACAGUAUCGAUGGAAACAAAAGAAAUUCUGAGCGAGCUAGAGCGUGAUUACAAGCCAGUAGGAGUAACUAAAGCAUUAGAAAAAGUUAAAGCAGAUAAAUUUAAUGCGGCACAUUACUCAACUGGAGCUGCGGCUGCAGGUCUUACGUCAACAGUAAUGCCAAGAGUAACCGUACUAGAAGCUGCUAUUCUCGAGGAAGAUGUUGUUCGCUACGAGAGAGUAAAGAAAAAAGGAUACGUAAAGAUUAUUACAAAUUUUGGUCCACUAAAUUUGGAACUACAUUGCGACAUGGUACCGAAAACAUGUGAAAAUUUUAUGAAACAUUGCCAAAAUGGUUAUUACAAUGGUACAAAAUUUCACAGAUCCAUAAGAAAUUUUAUGAUACAAGGUGGAGAUCCAACAAAUACAGGAAACGGGGGAAAAUCCAUUUGGGAUAAGCCUUUUGAAGAUGAAUUUAAGCCGAAUCUCGUGCAUCAAGGUAGGGGGAUUCUCUCAAUGGCAAAUUCGGGAACAAAUACAAAUGGAUCGCAAUUUUUCAUUACGUUUCGUUCUUGUCGACACUUGGACAACAAGCACACGGUUUUCGGGAAAAUUGUCGGCGGUUUAGAAACGUUGAAUGCAAUUGAGAAAAUCGAAGUCGAUAAUAAGGAUAGGCCAAUCGAAGAUAUUAUAAUUCAAGCUGUACAGAUUUUUGUCGAUCCUUACGACGAGGCCGACGAGCAAUUAGCGGCGGAAAGAGCAGCUGAAACUGAAAGACUGGCCAAGGAGGCUUUAGAGAAAAAUACUCCAAGAAAGAGAAGCGGAGAGCAGGCUUUAAAAAUUUAUCGUACAGGAAUUGGAAAGUACCUGAACCCAGCUAUCAAAGAUGAUAAAUUGGAGGCGAAGGACACAACGUUCGAAAUUGCAAAGAAGAAGAAAAAAGUCGUGUCAAAUACUUUUAAUUUUUCAUCUUGGUAGCCGAGCUAAAA
Messenger RNA from Ceratosolen solmsi marchali, 1756 nucleotides. RefSeq names its product peptidyl-prolyl cis-trans isomerase-like 2. The record is from RefSeq and is a predicted model, not a curated record. The transcript is spliced from 9 exons. NCBI's taxonomy places the organism in Eukaryota, Metazoa, Arthropoda, Insecta, Hymenoptera, Agaonidae. The coding region runs from base 180 to 1745 and encodes 521 amino acids. Gene Ontology annotation, biological process: protein polyubiquitination; protein folding; protein peptidyl-prolyl isomerization. Gene Ontology annotation, cellular component: catalytic step 2 spliceosome. Gene Ontology annotation, molecular function: ubiquitin protein ligase activity; peptidyl-prolyl cis-trans isomerase activity.